This is a messenger RNA of Baudoinia panamericana UAMH 10762, 504 nucleotides long. RefSeq lists its product as uncharacterized. The record is from RefSeq and is a predicted model, not a curated record. NCBI's taxonomy places the organism in Eukaryota, Fungi, Ascomycota, Dothideomycetes, Mycosphaerellales, Teratosphaeriaceae. The transcript has a single exon. Bases 1 to 504 code for a protein of 167 amino acids.
AUGGCUUCGUCCUUCAGACUCGGGUUGUCCUACAAAUCUGAGGACACAGUGCGGCCCGCUGACACGAUCGAGGACCGAUCUCGCAAGAUAGAGACGGGACCAACCCAAUACGCUGGGAUCCUUGACCCUCCCCAGGUUGUAAUGGGAAUCGCCACGAGAUCGAUUGCGCCAUUGGCGGCUUUCGCUAAUGGGAGUAACGCCGACUGGAUGGGUUUUACAAUGCCGCUUCUUGCCAAUACUCUCAGGAGGCUCAGGGCUGGCCAAAGCAAGAAUAUGCGUAUUCGCUUGCGUACGGCGACACUUACAUACCAGAACGUGAGCACGAAGCAUCGCCCUCGCCACGGGCAAUUGUGCACAGCUGCAAGGCUGCCUCAGCUGAGAGAGAAUCAGCAGCCCCGGACCGAGGCAGCUCUCGACGUGCCGAGGUCGCCGGCUCCGCAGCAUACAGAUGACUUCGUAUUUCCAAGUGGUGUAGGACAUACUGUGAAGGUCGGUCGUUGCUAG